CAUGCAUAUAAAUAAACCCAGUAGUCUCGAUCUCAGCAGCAGAAAAAUCUGACACUUUGCCACAGAUGGUAAAAAUGCUCUGAUCAGAUCAAGACCUGCUUUCUGGGUUUUGCCCAAUGCCACACUCCAACCCUCAAAUCACUUAAAAUAAUAUGUAUGAUUAUAAAUAUAUUAUUUUUCUUUCAUCUUUCUAGUUCUGUUUUCUCAGUGUCUCCUCCUAUCUGUGGGCUUUACUUUUGGUGCUUUGUGAUUAGAAACCAACCUCACACUGACCCAUUUUCAGGUAAGUUUAGAAAUUAGUGUGGACUAUAACUGAGAUUCUCAUCAAAACCCAUCAUUUUCUCUUGAUUUUCCACACCAGUGACCAGUCCCUUCCCUUCCCUUCCCACAAUCACAAAGGUUAAGGGAAAAAAAAAAAAAACUCACUUCCUUGUCGUUUUCUGAUCCCCUGUGGUUUUCAGCAGCAGUGUACCGGGACCUUGAAAUCUGUGAUCUUGUUUGGAGGUAUUAAUAAUAAGAGGGCCAAGCAGGAGAAAGGGUUUCCACAGCUUCUGCUUUGUCCUGGUUGGUUUUCAAAAACCCCUGCUUCUUUUGUGAACCAGGGUUUUAUUGAAUAUUGAUGCAAAAGCAAGAGCAAAGCAACUGAAGAGCAAUGGCAGAUUGGAAUGGUAUGGUGAGCAAAAGCAAUGAUUUUGGUGUUGGGGGUUCAAGUGAAGAGUUUGAAGAAGAAGAAGUGUGGGGUGUUGUGAAGGAAAGAAACUACUCCAACUCUACGCAGGAGUCUUACUCUUCUGGUUCUUCUUCUGCAUGGCGCCUCUCUACAGCUGCAAGAACCAUCCCAAGGGCUAAUAACAACACUCCAAGUACCCAUGAAGCCAAAGUGGUUCAGAAAUCAGCUCCUCUCAACAUCCCUGAUUGGUCAAAGAUCUAUGGGAAAAGUUCUGGUGCUGCCAAGAUUAAUGGUUCAUGGGUCAAUAAUGAAGAUGAUCAUGAUGGACAUGUCAAUGUCAAUGGUGAUGAUGAUGAUGAUGAAAAUGAUGAUGAUGAUGAUAUGGUGCCUCCACAUGAAUGGAUGGCCAGAAAGCUAGCAAGAAGCCAGGUUUCAUCUUUCUCAGUUUGUGAAGGGAUUGGUAGGACACUCAAAGGAAGAGACCUCAGCAAAGUAAGGAAUGCUAUUUUGACAAAAACUGGUUUCUUAGAGUAAUGUCAUGCAAUUCCUUCACCUAAAUCAUUGUUAGGCUCAUGGUUAUUAUUGGGUUCCAUGUAACCUUUCUUUAUUUUGUUUUGGGUUUUGCUUAAUUAGCAAAUAUAGUAUGUAGGGGUGACUGGAUAGAGAGAGUCCCCAAAAGAAGUCAGAGGUGCCUUUCUGUGGUGUGCUUUUCUAGAAGAAAGGUCUAAAAACAAUUGGCAGCCUCUGAGAUUUUGUAUGCUAGUCAAGUAAGAUCUGUAUUGUGUUUAAUUUAGGUGGGUAUAAUAUGAAAUUAUGAAGAUGAAUUAGCAAAUCUCGCUAUGCCUUGU
This is a messenger RNA of Rosa rugosa (rugosa rose), 1518 nucleotides long. RefSeq names its product protein S40-4. The transcript has 2 exons. The record is from RefSeq and is a predicted model, not a curated record. Lineage: Eukaryota; Viridiplantae; Streptophyta; Magnoliopsida; Rosales; Rosaceae. The coding region runs from base 653 to 1204 and encodes 183 amino acids.